AUGCGCAGAGAGUCCGGCGAACGGGCCGACAGCGGCGGCUCGGCUGACCUGUGGGCACGGCCGGAGCCUGGCGGCUCAGGGGCAGCGGAGGGCUGGUGCGGGGCGCUGCGGGGGACCCGGCAGGCCGCUGGACCCAAGCCCGGGGCUCGCGGGGACGGUCCCCCACCCCCGAGGCUGAGGCUCCCCAACCCCGCCCCGCCCCACCCCACCCCACCCGUUGCCCCGGUGGGGCAGCGCCCUCAGUACUCGCGGCUCCGGCCCGGCUCGGAGCUUCCCCCGCUCGGACCCCGCCGGCCCCUGCCCCGGCCGCCCCUCCCCCCGGGCGGCCCCCUCCUCAGGCCGGCGGCGAAGCGCCCCCCGCCGCCCUCCCCGCCCGCCGCCUUACCUCAACCGCGCUGCGGACAGACGGAUGGGCGGGCGGGCCGGCCAGAUCAGCAAGCGCCGCGGCGCGCGGGGGCGCGGGGAGCCCGGCACCGACGCUCCUCAGCGCGAGCAGCGGCCGCCGAGAGCCGCAGGGCGCCGCUCGGCAGCCCCAUCACGCAUCGGGCCAGCCCCGCACCGAGAGCCGCGGCGGGCGGAGGGCGGGAGCGCGAGAGACCGGGGCGCGGCGAAGGGCCGGCGGUGGCGGCUUCGGCGGUCGGGGAGCGGCUCGGCCUCACGCUGGCACCUCCCAACACCGCCGCCGUCUGA
Messenger RNA from Eubalaena glacialis (North Atlantic right whale), 690 nucleotides. Its product is annotated as proline-rich protein HaeIII subfamily 1-like. The record is from RefSeq and is a predicted model, not a curated record. Lineage: Eukaryota; Metazoa; Chordata; Mammalia; Artiodactyla; Balaenidae. The transcript has a single exon. Bases 1 to 690 code for a protein of 229 amino acids.